CUAGUGACAAUCUCCUGUCUCUGAUGUUAUUUAAUGUGCCCAUUGGACAUGUUAUGUGUUGAGGAGUGCGAGAAGUAUUUAAAAGGCUUUUAAAAAUGAAAGUUAAAGUUUUGUGUAGAAAUCCAGAUAAUUAUUUACGAGCAACGAAAAAAGAUAUUUUUAAAGUUCCAAGAAAUUAUGACCCGAACCUGCAUCCGUUCGAAGCGCCCAGAGAAUACGUUAGAGCGCUGAAUGCCACGAAGCUGGAGCGAGUGUUUGCUAAGCCGUUUGUCAGUAACUUGGACGGGCAUCGGGACGGCGUGUCGUGUUUGGGCAAGCAUCCUUCCAGGCUGACUUGGCUUGUGAGCGGCUCGUAUGAUGGUGAGGUGCGGCUGUGGGACUUGCCACAGCGGAAGAACUUGCGCAGCUUCCAGGCGCACAACGGCUACGUGAGGGGCAUCGCCUUCGUCCCGAACGGCAGUCAGUUCGUUACGGUGGGGGAUGACAAGACCAUCAAGUUCUGGAACACGGAUGGAGAGGACGAAGAACCAGUCAACACUUAUCUCAGCAAGACAGUCCUGAUGGGCGUGAGCCACCACCGCAGGACCGCCACGUUCGUGACAUGUGGAGAGCUGUGCCAGGUGUGGGAGGCAUCUCGCAACGAGCCCGUCAGGACCUACCAGUGGGGCACAGACAGCAUCCACGAUGUCACCUUCAACUACGUGGAGACUCACAUCAUGGCUGCGUGCGCGAGUGACCGGAGCAUCAUACUGUACGACAUGAGGGAGGCGGGGCCGGUGCGGAAGGUUGUUCUGAAGCUGCGGUCCAACAGGCUCUGCUGGAACCCUAUGGAGGCCUUCAUGUUCACGUGCGCAAACGAGGACUACAAUUUGUACACAUUUGACACAAGGAAUCUAAAGUACCCAGUGAAUGUUCAUAUGGAUCACAUUUCUGCUGUCACCGAUGUUGAUUACUCUCCUACAGGGAAGGAAUUUGUCAGUGGAAGUUACGACAAAACCAUAAGGAUAUACGAGUCCAACAAGGGACACUCAAGAGAUAUUUACCACACAAAACGCAUGCAGCGAGUCACCUGUGUGAUGUGGUCUCUGGACAACAAAUUUGUUCUCAGUGGCUCAGACGAGAUGAACAUCCGCUUAUGGAAGGCACGGGCUUCCGAGAAGUUGGGUGUGUUAAGACCCCGUGAAAAGCUUGCUCUCAACUAUAACGAGGUAUUGAAGGAGAAGUUUGCGAGUCAUCCACAGAUCCGGCGGAUUGCACGGCACAGGCAGGUGCCGAAGAUGAUCUACAACGCCCAGAAGGAGCUCCGGACCAUCAAGGAGAAGAAGAAGAGGAAAGAAGCAAAUGUGCGUGCACAUUCGAAGCCCGGCUCUGUGCCGUUCGUCUCGGAGCGCAAGAAACAUGUUGUUGCACAACACAAAUAAAAAUGUUGACAUUCCUGCUUUCCAGUUUGUACAAUUUCUUAUGUAUUUGGUAUUACAAAAAAUCAAAUACAUACCUUUGAAAAGUU
Messenger RNA from Bacillus rossius redtenbacheri, 1507 nucleotides. RefSeq names its product DDB1- and CUL4-associated factor 13. Gene Ontology annotation, cellular component: small-subunit processome; nucleolus. The coding region runs from base 96 to 1421 and encodes 441 amino acids. Gene Ontology annotation, biological process: maturation of SSU-rRNA from tricistronic rRNA transcript (SSU-rRNA, 5.8S rRNA, LSU-rRNA). The record is from RefSeq and is a predicted model, not a curated record. Lineage: Eukaryota; Metazoa; Arthropoda; Insecta; Phasmatodea; Bacillidae. Gene Ontology annotation, molecular function: protein binding. The transcript has 9 exons.